CAUUUGUGUGAUACAUAACAGAAACACCUACUAGGCAAUUUAUAACUACUACUAGUAGUACUACAUACAUUUUAAAAAUGCAUAUGCUUGCUAUCAUUCCUCAGACUUCAAGCAUUGUCCGACUUGAACUUCUUUGUAAUAGAAGGAUACCAUUACCUACCCACGAUGCCGUUUUAUUUAUUUCAAUCCAUCUGCUCUUACGCCUGACUGCAAAAAAGUGGCAGGGAAUUCGACUGCGUGACUGAGAUGAUUGAACAGCCAAAAUGACGGAGAAGUGUUUGUAGCCAUUUUGAAGCUUAAGUACACUGGAAAUAAUUAAUUACCUCAGCCGCUAUUGUAUUGGAAGUUGGAACAAUCAACGUCAAGGACUGUCAAUUUCACCAAAAACACUCACAAUGGUUCACUGGAAGCGCGACCUUGACCUCUACACCAUCGGCCGGCCUCUGGAGAGGAACGCCGGCUUCUGGCUCGACUACAUGAAGGGCCUGAAGGGAGAGCACGACGCCCUGGGCCCGCGCCGCAUCCCGGCUGCGCCGCUGCUGGCUCCUCGGCCGCGCGCGCGCAGCGUGCCGCACUUUGCCGAGCCGCCGUCGGCGUUCGACCGCGAGCCCUACAGGGACCCGUUCAGCGACCCCUUCUUCUCGGACCCGGUCGACUUCGGUCUGCCCCACAGCCCCGCCUACGACGACCUGCGCGGCAUCAUCGACCGCGCCCGCAGGCGGUUCCGUGAUCGCCGCAUGGACGCCGAGAGGCGCGCGCUGGAGUUUUAGGCGCGACAGGAGGAGGAGAGGGCGAGGAAGAGGGCGAGGGGCGCGCUGGCGACGCGCGACCGGAGAGCGAUCCCGCGCCGAGCACGGAAGCGGCGAGGGCUCAGUUUGAAGUGCUCGCGACGCGCCGAAUACGGUUCAUUCAUCGUUCAUUGACGACAAUCGACAGAUCAUUUCACACGAGUGAGGGAGACUGGCCGCGCGGGUCGGGUCAGGCCUGCCCCGCGCGGCCGGGAGGGGUGACGAAACGACCGGGAGGGGGCGGGACGAACGGAGAGGACGGCGGGGCUCCUAUGUAGAAGGACCGCGAAAAUGAGCGACUGGUCAGUCUGACCUGUGCCCUGGUUAGCUCCGGGCUGAAGCGAAGUUUUCCAAACCCCCGCUGCUCUCUUCACGUCUGUUCCUACAGGUCGGGCACAUGAGCCCGACAACUGUGAACCGCGCGAGUCUGACGGGGAGCCGCCCGCGUGCGCUGCGGAGUGACCGGGGCUGCGGAGAAGCAGUGUCCUGUUGUGAUCGCUGUGAAAUAAAGCCGACACUGUGGGCAAAUCGAA
Molecule: messenger RNA, 1321 nt
Organism: Amphibalanus amphitrite
Lineage: Eukaryota; Metazoa; Arthropoda; Thecostraca; Balanomorpha; Balanidae
Exons: 3
Coding region: 396-770 (124 amino acids)
Source: RefSeq, a predicted model, not a curated record